This is a messenger RNA of Cinclus cinclus, 3119 nucleotides long. It is a transcript of the gene RCC1, whose product is annotated as regulator of chromosome condensation 1. The transcript has 11 exons. The record is from RefSeq and is a predicted model, not a curated record. Gene Ontology annotation, cellular component: cytoplasm. Gene Ontology annotation, molecular function: guanyl-nucleotide exchange factor activity. Lineage: Eukaryota; Metazoa; Chordata; Aves; Passeriformes; Cinclidae. Bases 675 to 1865 code for a protein of 396 amino acids.
GCGUGGCGCCGCGCUGUCAUCGCCUGCCCUCUCCCUCCCCGUUUUAACUAUAUAAUAGGCCGUGAGUUCCUGGUGGGUGUGGGUGCUGCGGGGUCGCCCCGCGCCGCCUCAGCCACCGGUCAGAGCUAUUUCCUUCCCUACAGGUUCCACCAAAGCCUGUUAAGCUUGGUUUGUCCUGCUCGCUCCAGCGUGAGUAUCCGUCGUGAGGCCGCGGAGCUGGGAGGGGCGGUCAAGGUGGAUAAAAAUGUUUAAAACAAAGGGUCCGACGUGGAUACCCGGAGAAGUCGCUCUCUCUCGGCUCUGUCCGUGUGGCGCACGGGAGCGCAGGCCCUCGGGCCCGUGACGUACAGUCCCCUUCCACGACGUUGGAGAACAAGCUGGGCCCCGAGCCUGCAGCCUGCAUAUUCCUACUGCUUCUCUGAGCCUUCGGGCCGUGACAGAGGAGACAAACCAUGCAGGAAACACUGACACGCGGGGUGUGCCGGGAACACGUGCGGAGAUGCGAGGGAGAGAGAAACACAACGUCCUGAGCAAAUCCUUACUUACUUUUUUUUUUUUUAAUUUCCAGUACCAAAAUUGGAAAAGUUUAAGUGGAGCCCGAUUGCUGAAGCAGUUCUGUUCCAUGACAGCUGGUUGUGACCUUGCAGGCUGGAGACGUCUCUGGAGAUUCCAAGAUGCCAGGAAAACGCAGUGUGAAGAACCCGGUGCCAGAAGGGUCUCCUGAGACAAAGAAGGUUAAAGUCAGCCACCCAUCACACCGCUCACAGCCUGGGCUGGUGCUCACACUGGGCCAGGGUAAUGUCGGCCAGCUGGGCCUGGGUGAGGACAUCAUGGAGAGGAAGAAGCCAGCUCUGGUCACGCUUCCGGAGAUGGUGGUGCAGGUGGAAGCUGGAGGGAUGCACACGGUGUGCCUCAGCCAGACAGGAAAGAUCUACACCUUUGGCUGCAAUGACGAAGGUGCCCUGGGGCGUGACACCUCGGCUGAAGGCUCUGAGACCUCUCCGGGGCCGGUGGAGCUGCAGGAGAAGGUGGUGCAGGUGUCAGCAGGGGACAGCCACACAGCUGCGCUGACCGAGGACGGCAGGGUCUUCGUCUGGGGCUCCUUCCGGGAUAACAAUGGAGUGAUCGGCUUGCUGGAGCCCAUGAAGACGAGCUCUGUUCCUGUGCUGCUCCAGCUCGAUGAGCCUGUUGUUAAAAUAGUUUCAGGAAAUGACCACUUGGUGAUGCUGACAGUAGAUGGCGACCUGUUCACGUGUGGCUGUGGCGAGCAAGGCCAGCUGGGCAGAGUGCCAGCACUUUUUGCCAACCGAGGAGGACGGAAAGGGCUGCGUGAGUGGAUUUGGUUCUCAGAGAGCGGCUGCUGGUCCCCCAGCUUGUCCCUGUCAGGGGCAAAGGGAGAAGAGGCAAAAUGUGCUUCCAGGACGCUUUCUGCGGGGCCUAUUUCACCUUCGCUGUCACGCGUGAGGGACACAUCUAUGGAUUUGGCCUCUCCAACUACCACCAGCUGGGCACCCAGGACACCGAGCCCUGCUUCUCCCCGCAGAACCUCACAUGCUUCAAGAACUCCACCAAGUCUUGGGUUGGGUUCUCUGGUGGGCAGCACCACACGGUCUGCGUCGACUCCGAGGGUAAAGCCUACAGCCUGGGCAGGGCAGAGUAUGGCCGGCUGGGCCUCGGGACAGGGGCAGAGGAGAAGAGUACCCCCACAGUUAUCCCAGAGCUGCCCAGCAUCACCUCGGUGGCCUGUGGAGCAUCAGUUGGUUAUGCUGUCAGCAGUGAUGGACGAGCGUUUGCCUGGGGAAUGGGCACGAAUUACCAGCUGGGCACCGGGGAGGAGGACGAUGUCUGGAGCCCUGUGGAGAUGACGGGGAAGCAGCUGGAGAACCGGCGGGUGCUGGCUGUGUCCAGCGGUGGGCAGCACACCGUGCUGCUGGUCAGUGACAAGGAGCAGAGCUGAUGAACACCGCUGCAGCCGAGCCCAGCGGGAUCACAGCACCCCCAGACCCCCCCAGCUCCCUGCGUUGGGGAGCCAGUUACCUGGGGAGGGCAGGAGGCUCACGGAGCUGGGCCCAGCAGCACCUGCACGGGUGGGGUGCCCCAUGGGUUCUCCCUGCAAGUGUUUGUUUUCCCGUGGUGCCCGGUGCUCUUUCAGCUCCCCGGGUCAGCUUGGUCCUAAACUGAUCCCAGUUCUGUGCCUGGAUGGAUUUCCACUUCUUGUCUGGUUUUUUAACAUUUCCUGGCCCAGCAAAGCUGAGGGUCUUGUUCACUCUUCAAUCAGGUUUGGGUAUUGGUCUCCAGGAAGUCCCCGUGUUCCCCAGAGCUGGAUGCUCUUCCCCAGCUUCACCUUAAUGUACCUCUCUGGCCUGGAUGUGUCUGCUGCCACCCACCAAACAAACCCCUCUGAGUCUGUCCUAGGCAGGUCUGAGUCCAACAGGAAUGUGUCCAGGAGGCUCUGUCUAAUCCAGAACUCGUGGUUGCUGUGGGGGAUGUUUACCUCGUGAGGGAGAGUGCUGCUGGGUGAUGCCUAGCACACUGUGACCGCUGGAAAAGGGAAGGGGCAUUCCUGCCUCCCCUCCCUCAAGUAUCUAAGCUGAAACCCCCCAGGCAGUGAGACCACGAGCAGGUUCCCCACUCCCCCCGGCCUGGAGCAGCCACCUCCAGCACUGCUUUCUGCAGUCCUGGCCACUCCCUCUUUGCCAUUGCCUUUGUAAACCCAACCAAAUCCAUCCCACGGGUGGGAACACCGUUCCUUCCACUUGCUGAGGAAGGAGCUUCAUUUGCUGUUCGGGCCUUGCUGAGCCGGCACCCAGACCCCAGCUAUGCAUGGAGUCGCUGAUAACAACAGGACUCCUCCUCCCCGUCGCCUCCCUAAUGCAACUGCCCUCCUCCAUCCUCUCCUUAUCCUUACAGGAGGUGCCUUCCGGGUGCCUGGAGUGAGGAGGGGUCUGUAAAGAGCUAAAUUAUAGCAGUGGGGGGGGGGACGGGACGGGGGGAGAUCUGGGAUUAUACAAUGGUUCCAAAGGGGUUGGAUUUUUUUAAAAAAAGAAAAUGUAUUUUGUUUGAUUAAUCAAGGCAGAAAGGACAAAAGACCUCAUCUUUUAACAUUUAGAAUAAACAGA